UUUGUAGAAAAAUUUUAUAUUUAAUUCAUCAUUAGUUUAUCUCAAUAUAAUAUAAACAAAAAAAUGUUUCUCAGGGAACAUAUUUUUAUUUUUGUAUUCUAAAUAUGUUUUUUAAAUUAAUAAAAUCUAAUAAAUGUACCUCGUUUUGUAAAUUAUCAUCACAAACAUUAUCUGAAAAUAUUCACACUUGUCAAAUAUCUGCUGCAAAUAAUGUACCAUUUUAUAAUGAUUAUUACCAUAGCAAUUUUGCAACGAAAUUGGGACGAAGAUUAAGAAAAGUUUCAGUAAUAAUCAAUCAAAAACACAUUAAUUCUGUGAUAGCAGUUUUAAAGAAACACAAUAUCGACACCAGGCAUCUUCAUAACAGAUCUAGGAUUUUUCACCAUACACCAUGGGCAAUUGAACAAAAAAUUAUGCUUUUAGAAGAAUUGGGAACUGCUAAUAUUACAACUAAAACUUUAAUGCUCUUUCGCAGAAGACUAUUAUUACCUGUUAACAUUUUCAAGAUGUAUAUACCACUACCUCAAGAUAAACCUCUGGCUGAUAAUUUAUUUGCAUAUAUCAAUAAUUGUAAUACAGAUCCUGAAGAAAUAGGUAUACAUGAGAAUCAGACAACAAAAUUGUAUCUCCAUCUAUGUUUAGUUCAUUAUAUUAAAGAUAAACUUGAGCUUAAUCCAUUACAAGUAAAUAUAUUGAAAAAUAGAAAGAAUAAUGCAUUCUUAGUUCAAAGUUUUAGAUUAUUUUCUAGAAAUUUAGAAUUUCUACGAGAUGAUGUUAAAUUAUCUAAAAAAAAAAUAAUAAGACAUUAUUUUACACUAUUGUCACGGCAUCCUGAUCAGUUACAGAUUAUUUAUAAUUUAGUUACAGAGAUUGCCAAUGAACGUGCCCAAUUAAUUGCAAUACAGUAUCCACCUAUGUUUGAACAUAAUCUUGAUGAUUUUAAAAUUAUUGUAUCAUUUUUGAAAAAACAUGUAAAUCAUCCUGAAAAAAUAGCCACUUGUCAUAUGAUUAGAAUUUUUCAAAUAACAUCUGACGAAUUAAAGAGGAGAUUUGAUUACUUUUCAAAAAAUUAUUACACUCAAAAUUUAGUGAACCAUCCAAAAUUUAUUAAUUUGAUUUCACUUUAUCAUUCUGUACUCCCAAGAUUAAGAUAUCUGGAAGAACAAAAUUUACAAUAUGCAACAAUACAAUCACUUACAACGUAUAAAGCAAAUUACCAUGAAGAUUUAGUAACUUUUAAAAGCUUGAAUGUGAAUGAUAUAAAAAGUUUUUUUCAUGUAAACUUUGGCAAUGAUGCUUGUGAAGCAUUACAAAUAUUCAAGAAGCACGUUUAUUAUAAAUUUGUUACUUUGUAUUCAAUGAGAAAAUCUUUAGAUUAUCUAAAGGGAAUAUUUCCUGGUGAUAUGAUAAAAGAAUAUAGUUAUGCCAUUUUGUAUAAUGAAAAAACGAAUUUUUCUUUCAGAAUGGAUCUUCGAGCUGCUUAUAAAGAGGUAAUGAAAAAUCCAGAUUAUUGCAAACUUCCACCUAAUCAAUUGUUAACAUUGUGUUUGUACAAAAUAGAAUUGAAUAGUCAUUUUACGGGUGAUCCUGUAUUGGCACCUGGGAAAUAUUCCGAAUUGUUGAAAGAUAAUGUCUACCAGGUUGAACAAAUAAGCAAAGUUAAAGAAUAGUGAAUUUUGUAUAUAGACUUAUUUUUUAUAAAAAUGAUUUGUUACAAACUGAAAGUAUUAUUCCAUUCAAUAUUUUCACUAUUUGCAGCCAAUGGACAAGUGCAAUAUUACUUGUUUCAAAAAAUCACGCACUCGUUUUGACAUAUCGGUGUCUCAGUCUGGUUAUGAGACUCACCGUCAACAAUAAAAGCUAAAACUAAAUUAAAUCGGUUUUAAGGACCCUAUAUUCUUCUAUAGAUAUAUAAACCAAUGUAAAUUAAUAGGUCGUCUUUGCUCCAAGGUUUAACCAUGAGUGUCUCACUUCGAGCAGUGCUCGCAAUCAGAAAAAUAAAAUAUAAGUCGAUAGUUUUUACCGAUCGAAGGACUCAAAAUCUAUUUUAGAUUAUUUGGUCUAUUUAGUUUUCUUUUAAAUAAAUGUUUGAAAAAACCAAUAGACCGGUCGAUCCAAAAUUAAUUCAUAGUAUUUUGGUCUAUAAAAACUAUCGACAUAUUUUUUCGGGUUGCAAGUACU
Molecule: messenger RNA, 2181 nt
Organism: Phymastichus coffea
Lineage: Eukaryota; Metazoa; Arthropoda; Insecta; Hymenoptera; Eulophidae
Gene: mTerf5
Product: transcription termination factor 5, mitochondrial
Exons: 6
Coding region: 105-1670 (521 amino acids)
Source: RefSeq, a predicted model, not a curated record